Exophiala spinifera is the source of this 1017-nucleotide messenger RNA. RefSeq lists its product as uncharacterized. The coding region runs from base 1 to 1017 and encodes 338 amino acids. The transcript has a single exon. The record is from RefSeq and is a predicted model, not a curated record. Gene Ontology annotation, molecular function: nicotinamide-nucleotide adenylyltransferase activity; ATP hydrolysis activity. Lineage: Eukaryota; Fungi; Ascomycota; Eurotiomycetes; Chaetothyriales; Herpotrichiellaceae. Gene Ontology annotation, cellular component: cytoplasm; nucleus.
AUGUCCGACUCCGAUCUCGACAUGAAUGCUCUCCAGUCCCUCCGCUCUCAAUUCGCGCAGGCACUGACAGACUUUGCCUCAUCGCCCAGCAGCACAUUCAAGGUACUACGGUCCGUUCAGUCGACCUCACCACCAAGCUCCUCACCUAUUCGGACGCUGUACGUGCUGGACUCGUCCUUCAACCCACCGUCCAAAGCACAUCUGGCCCUCGUCAAGAACGCACUGAGGACAACCACCUUCCUCUCGUCGUCAAGCCGGUCAGAAACGGCUUCGAGACCGCCGCCGCCGCCGCAGCCGUCUCCUCCUUCUCAAGCCAACCCCGCCGAGUCUCGAGUUCUGUUUCUUUUGGCGACCGUCAACGCCGACAAGACCCCUGAGCCCGCCGCCUUUCCAGACCGGCUGGUCAUGAUGACGCUCAUGGCCGAGGAACUGCGCUCUGCGCUCUCGGACCCGCCGGUCGUCGACAUCGGAAUCACCAAGAAGCCGUACUUUGUCGACAAGGCCGCUUCGAUCGACGACUCGGGCGCGUACGCGACGGCUUCACCGCGAGACCCAGGGGACCAUUUUGAACAGAUCCACCUGACAGGCUUCGACACACUCAUCCGCAUCUUCACGGCAAAGUACUACCCGGACCACACGCCGCCGCUGUCUGCGUUGGCACCGUUCCUCACGCGGCACCGGGUCCGCGCCACGGUCCGCGUGGACAAAGACAGCCCCUCGAAGAAUGUAAAGGACACGACGGGCGCCGACGAGGACUUGUCGAGCAUCGACGGCCAGCUGGCGUACCUGAAGCGCAUAGCGGACGGAGACAUGGAGUCCGACGGGUUGAAGAGGGAAUGGGCGAGCAGGGUGGACCUCGUGGUCGACGAGACGGGCGAGACUCAGGGUGUAAGUUCGACGAGGAUUCGUAAUGCCGCGAAGGAAGGCCGCUGGUCCGAUGUCAACGCGUUGGUCGGCCGAGGCGUUGGAGAUUGGAUCCGGGAGGACGGGCUUUAUACGACGACGACCAACAAAUGA